Dissoconium aciculare CBS 342.82 is the source of this 1140-nucleotide messenger RNA. RefSeq names its product protein serine/threonine phosphatase 2C. The transcript has 2 exons. The record is from RefSeq and is a predicted model, not a curated record. Bases 1 to 1140 code for a protein of 379 amino acids. Lineage: Eukaryota; Fungi; Ascomycota; Dothideomycetes; Mycosphaerellales; Dissoconiaceae.
AUGUCGCCGGCGAUCAGAAACCUCUCGACGACAAAUUCACAACAUAACUCUAAUUCUUUCACAUAUCGGCUGUCGGCUGCCUCAUCACCAAAGCGUGCGCCUGCGCGAGUACCGCAGUACGGCAAGGACUAUUGGAAUCUCGCAUCGACCCACGCCAAUCCCAGUCCGCCAUAUCUAUCAUCCACCAAGCGCGAUUCGGGAGAAGAUGCCUUCUUCGCAUCCACAAUAGGCGGAAGUAAGCAUAAUGUGGCAUUCGGUGUCGCAGAUGGUGUAGGAGGCUGGGCGGAUUCUGGCGUGGACCCCUCUAUUUACAGUCAAGCACUUUGUGGGUUGAUGGCAGGCACAUCCUACAUUCACGAAGGCUGGGCGUCGGGGAAUACUUUCAAACCAAGGGACCUGUUACAAACAGCAUAUGAUGCCGUGAUGCAAAACCCUCGUAUUGAGGCGGGAGGAUGCACUGCGAGCUUGGCUAUCGCAGAUGCAGAGGGCAGAAUGGUGACUGCAAAUCUGGGAGAUUCAGGUUUCCUGGUGCUAAGUCCAGGGAAGGUGGUUCACAGAUCAACAUCACAGACCCACGCAUUCAACACACCCUAUCAAUUCUCCAAAUUAACGCCCAGAAUGCAAGCGCAACAGUACAUCUUCGGCGGCACCGAACACUUCAGUGAAACUCCCGCGGAUGCAGACGAGACCUUAUAUGACUUGAAACACGGCGACAUCGUGCUCUUCGCCACCGAUGGCGUCUGGGACAAUCUCUCUGCCCAAGACACCCUCGCGAUCGCGACCAAAGUCAUGCAAGACGCUGGCUACUGGUCAAAGCCGCAAGGCUCCUCCUCCUCGAGCAACGAGACCAUCCAAGACGACGCUCGGAUCCGCGCGCUACCGACAAUCAUCAACGAUAGCAAUUCGGAAUCUUACCUGCCCGGCCUUCUCUCCAAGGCGGUCAUGCGGGAGGCCAAGGUCACCGGUCUGGAUAGGAAACGCAACGGCCCGUUCGCAAAGGAGGUUCGUCAGAGAUAUCCGAGCGAAGGCUGGGUCGGUGGGAAACCCGACGAUAUCGCCGUCGUGGUAUGCAUUGCUGUUCAAGGUGAAGCUGAACAAGCCACCGACGGUGGCAGCGCUGGCAUCAAAGCCAAAUUGUAA